AUGAACGACCCCGAACCGCAGUCCCUACCACACACCUCCCAUGCCUCCUCCGCCGUGACCCCUACCGCGCUUCCGUCGGACUUGGACGCCAAUCGAAACCCCGUCUACCCCGACCUGUUGGGUGCUCCCCCGAUUCCGCCGCCCAGGACUUCGUCCACCCAUCGAAACCACCAUGGCUCGAGUGCAAAAGCGACAGCCUCGUCCAGCGAAAGAGCAUCGAGCUCGCGUCAUGGCAAGGGCAGAGCCGAGGAUCGAAGCGCCAAUUACCGGGAGAUGGAGGGUGAGGACCUGUCGGAACGGACAGGCGCUCGCGGUCAGCCUGUCUCAUCCUCCGCUGUAGAUACACAAUCGGACGAAAUGACCGACCCGUUCCCCGACCAGGCAACCUUAGUCAAGGAGUCGAGCACCGUACUCAAUCAAUUGUUGGUGAGCGAUCCGGCCGUGGACAUUGAGCGGGAGCAGGUGCGACAGGCAGGCGCGUCAGUAUCACCAUCGACCGAGGGCGCGCCCACCUCGGGGUUGGGGCUGGUGGGAAGCGAUGGGGUCGAUGACGGAGGUCGGGGUGGGCUGCGCAGCCGCCACGAUUACAACGAAAAUGCGGCGAAGCGCAAGGAGACGACCUUCGGACAGUACAUCCUGGGUCAGACUCUGGGAGAGGGUGAGUUCGGAAAAGUCAAAUUGGGCUGGAAGAGAGACGGAACAAUCCAAGUGGCCAUCAAGCUGAUCCGCCGGGAAUCUUUGGGGUCGAAUCCGAGUCGGCUGCCCAAGAUCUAUCGCGAGAUCUCGAUCUUGCGCGACCUUUCCCACCCGAAUAUCGUCCGGCUCCACGAGAUGGUGGAGACCGAUCGCCACAUCGGUAUUAUCAUGGAAUAUGCUUCUGGAGGCGAGCUGUUCGACCACAUUUUGAACAACCGAUACCUCAAGGACAAUGCGGCCCGUCGCCUUUUCGCGCAACUGGUCUCCGGUGUCGGCUACCUGCAUAAGAAGGGAAUUGUACAUCGCGACUUGAAGCUGGAGAAUCUUUUGCUCGACCGCAAUCGCAACAUCAUCAUCACCGAUUUCGGAUUUGCCAACACUUUUGACCCCGCCGAUGAGCUGGGCGAGGAGAUCGAAUACAACCUGACCAACAAAGAUUUCGUGAAGAGGAUGCGCUUGGAUAAGCCGAACUCCAAAGGGCUGCGACGCGGUGAUUUGAUGCAGACUAGCUGUGGCAGUCCUUGCUAUGCUGCGCCGGAGCUGGUAGUCAGUGACUCGCUUUAUACAGGGCGCAAGGUCGACGUCUGGAGCUGCGGUGUGAUCUUGUAUGCCAUGCUAGCCGGCUACCUGCCAUUCGACGAUGACCCUGCAAACCCCGACGGUGAUAACAUCAACUUGCUCUACAAGUACAUCGUCACAACCCCUCUGACCUUCCCCGAAUACGUGACCCCGCACGCGCGCGACCUCUUGAGGAGGAUCUUGGUGCCUGAUCCGCGAAAACGAGCGGAUCUUUUCGAGGUUGCGCGCCACAGCUGGCUGAGCGAGUACUCACAUGUGGUGUCACACAUCACCAGCAGCACAACCAAGGUUGCCGACAUUGCCACCACUACGGUGCCUUCAGCUGAGCCCCACAAGGAAGUUCCGUUACUGGCACGGAGUGCAUCCGUUAGGGAGCCACCCAAAGCCUAUCAAAACACAGUACCGUCUGUAGGGGGGCUGAUUCAUCAUGCCGGGGAUGUGUCGCAGGACCAGCCUGCCGAAAAGACCAAGAGUUCUCGCGACACGAAACGACGGACUGUUCAGGUCGAAUACGUUGCCCCCCAGUCUCAGACAGUCAGAGGCGAGCAGUUCGCUGGUCCGCAGCAAGCUCCUGCGGAGUCGUCUGCGUUUGAACCUCAAUCGCGGAGAGCGAGAUCAGGCAGCCGAAGCGGGCCGGUCAAUAUGCCUGCAAGCACUUCGCACCAAGAUGUGCCUGGAGAAUCCAGCGCGCGGAUGGGAGAAUACAAGGCAGCCGCUGGUUCGGCUCCAGCCCCGAUAUCUGGAUACUUGCCUCGCUCGACCUCAGACACUGCGGCGCUCACGGGGCCGAUGCCCACGUCAGCCACUCAUGCUACGCGUCCCACUACUGGCGGGUCCAUGGCCUCGUUCAACGCCGGCCGCUUGCCCUCGAGGGGGUCUUACGGACAGCCUGUGGCACCGACUGUGGCAGCGACCAACGCUCAGGGCCGGCUGGCUCAGCCAAAGAGCCGGCAAUUCAGUAUCUCGGCGCCCAUGCCACAUGAUAACUCCCAGCAGUCGAUCGGUCAACCCAGCACGCAGCACCUCCCACCUAAGUUCAACACGACCCCUCGGCAAGAACCCCCCAAGGGUCACAAGAGAUCUAAUACUGUGUCCAGCAUUGGCGAGAGACUCUUUGGACGGUCCGGCUCGAUCUUUGGCGGCCGUGGAGGGCAGCCCGGUGGCUCGCGCCAGCGCAAUGGCAAGCGUUAUCCUCCCACUAGCAUGAAGGAGCCGUAUGGCGGAGACGAUACACGGAUGUCAAUGGAUUCCCGGCGCUCGAUGCAAUAUGGGUACAACCGCAAGACGACCGAGACUGGUGCCGAGAACCGACCGCGGAGGUUCUCGCUCUUGCCGCCAUCCUUCUCGCUGAAAGGCUUUUCUUCUAGCCGAUCGCAAACUCCCGACGAAGAGUCGCAAACGGAUCGGUCCACGGAGAACCGCCUGGAGCAACCUCCGUCCACUGGUGCCAUGCGAUCGCGUGCGCGCGCUACCAGUUACGGAACGCAGGAUGCAAUCGCCAUGGCGACCGACGGUGCUCCAGGGGACGAAGUCCCCACGCAGGAUGAGCCCAUCAAUUAUCAGGCCCGGAUCGAUCAGCAGUUUGCGAUCUUGCAUUCUAACCAGUCUGGUCUAUACCAGCCCACUUCGUACAGUGCGGCAUCGGCGGAGCAGGUCUAUCCGAGCGAGAACGACCACUAUUACCGGAACCAAAGCGCCAACCACUCGACGCCCAAUUACUACGAGGAUUCCACUGGGACAUUUGACAAGGGAUCCCAACCGUCAAUCCAGGCGGGUCGACCGGGACGCGGGACGGGCGUUCUGCCUAAGAACCAUCGCAAAUUCGCCGACGCUUACGAGUACGAGCGUGACUUGGCGCACCGCCCUGGUAGCUCUGGUGCCGCCAGGAAGGUGAUGGACUUCUUCCGCCGGCGAGCCAAGUCUCGGGCCGGGGACGACCGGUAG
Molecule: messenger RNA, 3219 nt
Organism: Aspergillus saccharolyticus JOP 1030-1
Lineage: Eukaryota; Fungi; Ascomycota; Eurotiomycetes; Eurotiales; Aspergillaceae
Product: putative serine/threonine protein kinase (Kin4)
Exons: 3
Coding region: 1-3219 (1072 amino acids)
Biological process (GO): microtubule cytoskeleton organization; protein phosphorylation; intracellular signal transduction
Cellular component (GO): cytoplasm
Molecular function (GO): protein serine/threonine kinase activity; tau-protein kinase activity; ATP binding
Source: RefSeq, a predicted model, not a curated record